CGACACCGUCGUCUACAACGCCCUCCUCGACGGCCUCCUCAAGGCGCGCCGCCUCGACGACGCCUGCAGGCUCUUCGAGCAGAUGGCCGCCGACGGCGUCCGCGCCUCCUGCUGCUCCCACAACAUCCUCAUCCACGGCUUGUUCCGCAACGGCCGCCCCGCCGCCGCGUUCGCGCUCUUCUGCGACUUGAAGAGCAAGAGGGGCCAGUUCGUCGACGCCGUCACCUACAGCAUCGUGAUCGCGCAGCUCUGCAGGGAGAAGCGCGCGGCGGAGGCCCUCGAUUUGGCGCGGGAGAUGGAGGAGAGGGGGUUGGCCGUCGAUUUGGUCACGAUAACUUCGUUGCUCGUCGGGCUGCACAGGAGCGGCCGGUGGGAGCUCGCCGAGCAGUUGAUGAAGUAUGUGAGGGACAGCUCGCUGCUGCCGAGCGUUCUCAGUUGGAAGGCGAACAUGGAGGCGGCGAUGAGAGGCCCCCACGACAGGGGCAAGGACUACACCCCGAUGUUUCCGGAAUUCGAAGGAAACUUGAACGAUGUCGUGAGCUUGAUCGGCCGUAAAUCAUGCGAAGAUAUCGAAGAAGAAGCUUUAUCGGAUGAAGAGACGAAGGACGAGUGGUCUUCUUCCCCUUACCUCGACCGUCUCGCCCGCAAGUUUGAAUCUUUCGACGACCCCCCUACGUUUACUCCGCUUAGAGGGCGGAGGGUGCAAAACAUGGGGACGAAGAGCUUCGACGUCGACAUGGUUAACACGUACUUGUCGAUCUUUCUAGGCAAGGGGAAGUUGAGUGUGGCUUGCAAGCUAUUCGAGAUCUUCGCUUCGUCGCAAAAGGACGCGACGAGCUACACAUACAAUUCGUUGAUGAGUUCUUUCGUCAAGAAGGGUUACUUGAAAGAGGCGUGGGCGGUUCUUCAAGAAAUGGGGAGCAAGCUAUGCCCUAGCGAUAUCGCGACGUACAAUGUAGUCAUCCAAGGGCUUGGGAAAAUAGGGAAAGCGGAGCUCGCGAGCUCGGUUCUUGAUCAGUUAUUGAAGAAAGGCGGGUAUCUUGAUAUCGUCAUGUACAACACAUUGAUCAAUGCGUUAGGAAAGGGCGGAAAGAUCGACGAGGCGAACCAACUUUUCAAGCAAAUGAUCGGAAGCGGCGUUAAUCCGGAUGUUAUCACUUUCAAUACACUCAUCGAGGUUCAUGCGAAAGCUGGGAGAGUCAGAGAGGCAUACAAGUUUCUGAGAAAGAUGCUCGCCGCUGGUUGCUCUCCGAACCAUGUUACUGAUACUAUACUGGAUUUUCUCGAGAAGGAGAUUGAGAAGUCGCAGCACGAAAAAGCGUCAAUUGUGCGCCAAAAUGCAGAAUUCAACAAAGAUUUUUCGGUCUGAUAGGAGUGAAAUUUCUUUUAUAGAAUCAGAAAAGGCGUGGGAACUCCCAUGUUGUAGCUUAGAAUAUAAAAUCAGAUCAUAUUAUUUAUUCCUUUCUGUGAUGAUAAUUUCAACAAUAAUACAAUUUUAUAGUUGUAUCUACAUACUGUAUAGCUGAACUUGGCGUAGAAUAUCUAACUACUGCAUUUCUACCUAUGUCAAAAUUGAGCGUAGUUGGAAAUGCAGUAGCCAAGGAGAGUACGGACUCAGUUUGGUGUUGAAGAUCAUUUAAUGCUAUUAGGCAAGGCGGAGUUGGAGCUAAAACAUGCAGAGACAUAUGUAUCUCCGCUUUAUACAUACUAUAGUUGGACUUAGUAUUGAAGGGCUAACUAGUGCAUUUCGAUCCAUGUUGAAAUUGAGCAUACUUGGAAAUACAGCGGCUUAGUAAGGACUUGCU
Ananas comosus (pineapple) is the source of this 1805-nucleotide messenger RNA. Its product is annotated as pentatricopeptide repeat-containing protein At4g01570. Gene Ontology annotation, molecular function: protein binding. The record is from RefSeq and is a predicted model, not a curated record. NCBI's taxonomy places the organism in Eukaryota, Viridiplantae, Streptophyta, Magnoliopsida, Poales, Bromeliaceae.